GAACUGACGCUCGGGGCUAACGAUAAUAACUCCUAUUACACGUUACUGGAGCUUGAUCAUAUUCUUAUGCAUUUGCUCUUUCCUUGGCGAACGAGGUACAACGUAGUACAAGCAGUUUCGCGCGAGGCAUGUCUCUUGAGGGCCACCGAUAAUGCAGCGCGGUCGUAAGGAAGACGCUCAUGAUACCAGUUACAUUACACGACUACUGUCUUGCUUGCGCAAAUCCGUUUCACCAGUUGUGAGUGCUUUCGACCGUGGCUGAAUGCUGAAGCCGCUCUGCAAGAGCAGCAGCACGAACGACUUGAAACUAUAUUUUGUGCAAGAUGCUAGGCGCUGCAGCGGCCUGCAGUGGCACUCGUUGGGCCAUUGCCGCUUCAGCUUCUCACUCUGACCGUUCGUAGCUAUGCAGCCGGCGGCCUUAAGCUAGAUGCUGUAUACAGUCUAUCAUGAGCAUGGCGCUGCAUUACUCCGAAAUUAGCACGCUAAGCCCUGGGAUAGCCCAUCGUGGCGGCGGGCAUGAGCAGCAGAGCAGUAGUGAGCUUCAAGGGAUGGCCGCCUCGCCAUCUGGGGCCUGCCGCAGCCACUGCUGUGAUACACGGCGUCAUGCAGCUAGUCGACAGGGCAGGUGGUUCCGGCUUCUGCUCGCCUCGCUUUCCCUUCUUGUCCUAACGGGCGUAGUACUGCUUCUGGUCAUGGGGGGCGCACGCUCACUGGCGUUUUUCCAAGGCCGGCUCGGCCUCCCUGUCAGGGGGCACAUGGCAAUAAUGCCCUCGUCGUGGACGGCAACAGCUGGCAGCCGUACGGCGCGCGUUGGGGACACCGCUGUUGCGCCGUGCCAACAGCAGGCCGAAAAGCGCGAUUCCCCCAGCGGCACCAGCCACGUCAGCGGAGGCGCUAGCAGCAGCAGCAGCAGUAGCACCCCGCCUGCCCAGCGGCAGCUGCUGGCGACGCAGCCGACACCGCUGUGGGGCAGCAGCAGCAGUGGCAGCCGUAGCAGCGGCGGCGGAGGCGCCGCGGGGUGGAAGCCCUUCCUCACCACUGUGCCAGAGCUGGUGGAGCAGGCUCCAGCAAACUCGGCUCGCAUACUGGCUGCUACAGCCGCCUUUGCUCAAAAGCUACAGCUGCUGGCGGCCGCAUCCCCUGGGGCUGCAUCAGCCGGCCUGUCGCUUGGGCCCCGAGCCCCCGCCCCGGCCGCUCUAACGCGGCUGCUGCGGCAAGUGACGGGUGGCACAGGGCCCGCCGCUGUUGGCGUGCAAGAUCAGCCGGAGAGCUCGGGCGCUGCUGGCACUUCUGCUGAUUGGGGCGCACAGCAGCUUCAGCACGAGCUCAAUGCGUUUGUGGGCGUUAUCCAGCGGGAGUUCAAGUCCAUUGAGGUUGGCACGAGGGCCACGGCGGUGGGCAUUUCCCAGUCCUUCCCGCUCGCGCGGCGUUCCGUGCUGGCGGCGCUGGCUGCCGCAGCGCUGCUGCUGGACGCACUCCCCGCCCAACAGCAGGCGGCCUUGGAGCGCGACACACGCGCCACUGCUGAUGCCAGCAACAGCAGUAGUGGCAGUGGCAGCUGGCAGCCGGGCGCCUGGAGCGCCGAGGUUGAUGCCAAGGUGCUACUGCUGCUGGGCCAGCUGUACUCGCUGCACCGCGACGGCGCCAUGCGCAAGCAGGGCGUGGAGCACCUGCACGUCAGCAAGAGCGGCGGCACCUCGUUCACGGUGCUCUCAGAGUACAAUGGCUGCGCCUGCACCAACCGCGGUGACAACGGGUUGCUGCCCGCGCCCUGGGAUGACCGGCCACGGUGGCUGGACGGAGCCGUGGCAAAGCGCGUGUUGGGUCUGGACAAGAACCCCAAACCUUCCGUAAUGGAUGGGUGGUCGGACACCGGCGCGCGCAAGCCUCACAGCUUUGGAAACGACCCUGGCCGUGCAGGCUACUGCCGCGCCCGCCUCGCGACCAUGUCUGGCCGCUUCCUCCAAUUCGCCGCCAACGAGUACACGCUGUAUGGCGGCCAGGACAGCCCACGUGACACCUUCAUGUGCCCGGAGCUGCUCAACACCAUUGUCGUCAGGGAGCCGCGCGCCCGCAUGGUGUCACACAUGCACUACAUGCUGCCGCAUUUUGUGAACCUAAUGGCGGACGGCUCGGACGCCGCGUUCCGGCCGGGCGGCGCCGUGAGCCGUGCGGCAGACUGGGACCGGAUCGCGCCCUUCCCCUUUGACAACUACCUGACCCGGUCCUUGCUUGGUGAGGCCGUGUUUCGGUUACCGGUCGGCGCGCUGCCGCGUGCCGCGCGCUUCUGGGCCGCCGCUGAUUUGCCCGCCGUAAACACCUCCAUCACCGCUGCAACCAUGAACGGCCUCACGGGAGACGAAGUGGCCACAGCCAAGCUGGCCAGUGCGGCCCGGUUGAUGCUGCAGCAGUUUGAUGUGGUGAUGGCGCUGGAGGAGGGGGAGGCGAACCGGCCACACAUUGAGCGCGGCCUGGGCUGGCCCUACCCUCUGGACCGUGUGCGCAAGCGCGUGAGCGCCGAGAGCCUUGAGACACAGGUGCAGGUUCAGCUGGGAGAGCUGCUGCCUGCUGACCUGGCCGUGCUGGAGGCACGACACACGCCGCUGGAUGACGUCGCAUACCGCUACGCGCAGCUGUUCUCCAAGCUGGACCUGGUGGUGUGGGACACGGCCGCGCGCAUGGAGGCACAGGCGUGCCCGGGCAACACGGGCUCCGCGCGCGGCUCCGCACUAGUGGCCCGGGCCGCCGAGCAGCAGGCCAUCACCGCGCACGUCACGGGCACCCAGCAGGCCACCGCCGACAGCGGCACCCAGCAGCGCUACCAGUCGGCUGUGAUGGAGGCGCGCGGCGCGGCGCUGCACGCGCACCGCCGCAGUCGCGGCGCGCACCACCGCAAGCUGCUGCUGUCGGGAGCAGCUGCAAAGGAGUUGGUGCGCUACGCGCAGCGGGCGGCGGCGGAGGCGCUGCGGACCACCAUGGGGCCGCAGCUGGCGUCGCAGCUGACGGCGCGGCACUCGUGGAACGUGACCAGCGUCAUGGAGCAGCAGCUGCUGCAGCGGCAGCAGGGGGUGGUUGCAGUUGGCGGUGAGAAGGCAAGAGAUGGUCCGGGGCAGCAGCAGCAGCAGCCGGCAGGCGGCCGCGUGUGCGCGGAGAUGGAGGCGGCGGCGUGGGGCUCCGUCACAGGCACCUGUGGCUGGGUGGGCAUUAGCAGGUGGGCGGCGACGCUGCAGGCGCAGGGGCAGCUCAAGUAAAUAGGGACAGCGCCGCCGCUGCCGCGGCCCAGAGCCGUUGCACGUACGGCAGCACGCACGUGCGGUGCGGCUGGCUGCGUGCAAAACAUGUCGUGUGGGCUAGGUUGAGUGAGGGCUGGCUGCGGCGUGCGGGCAAGGCAAAGAACGAAAGACAUCGGAGUUCGUGCGUAACAAGGAACAUGCAACUGUACUGGAAAGGAAUGGAAAUUAUCGUAACGAUGACGCCUCAAUACACAAUUACAUAUAUACAAGCAUGUAUGCGUCUUAUUCAUGUUUUCAAAGCUGGGUGCAGACUGAUGCAUUAUGAUGGCGUCCUGGACGGUGGGGUUAACGGAACACCCAUUCCUUGAUAUGCUUCGGUUGUACAUGCACGGUGAGCUUUGUUUUAUACGGCUGGGUGUUCAUACCUGCGUUCAUAAGGGGCGUUUGGCUGUGGUAGGUAGUUAGGCGCAAGCAUCCUGUGCAAAGUAAGUGGAAGGCGGUCUGCCGGUACCCACGUACCAGGGUACGUGGCACGCAUGGUGCGCUUGAGUUCCCCAGGUACCCAGGUACUGUAGCACGCAGGCUGGCUUG
Messenger RNA from Chlamydomonas reinhardtii, 3824 nucleotides. RefSeq lists its product as uncharacterized. The transcript is spliced from 10 exons. Lineage: Eukaryota; Viridiplantae; Chlorophyta; Chlorophyceae; Chlamydomonadales; Chlamydomonadaceae. Bases 765 to 3251 code for a protein of 828 amino acids. The record is from RefSeq and is a predicted model, not a curated record.